AUGUUUACGAAGAGGGCUCUUGCUGAAGCGGGGUGUUUGCAAAGAUUUUGUUGCUAAUUGCGUAUCAGACGGAAGGCUGCGAAAGGCUGUUAAGUUUGGAGACACCGAGCGGGAAGAGAAGAAGAGGAGAAGGCUGAAGGCGCUCAGUGAGGGGAGAGAUCUGGGGAAGACAACAUCGCACGCAGCCAGCCCGAGGCUCCCCGCCUCCGCUCCCUGCCGGGCUCGCUCGCUCUCUUCCCCCUUCCCCUUGCGCUCCCUUCUCCGGCGACAUCGCGCGCUCCAUCCCUCUUUCUCCUUUCCCUUGCAGACUCCACUCCAGAUCUGUGCUGCUACCUACAAACUUUUUUUCCUUUAUAUUUUUCUUUUUUUUUCCUUCCCUCCUCUCUUUUUCUUUUUGGAGCGGAUUACCCUAAAACCAGCAAACAACUAACUGCUGCUUUUGCGUCUUCUUCAUCCCGCGGGUCCUUUGCCCAUCGGAGAGGCGAUGCCACGAGCGUUUUAACUCCUUUCGGCCGCAACUUGGGAGACAGCUCGAUUCCCUCCUUCCUCCCAUUUUGGGUCUUUUUUUUUAGUUCCUCUUUUUUUUUUUUUUUUAAGACCUGCCCUUUCAGUUUCGCAGCCAAACGCUCUUAGUGCCGGGUGUUUAGAGUUUAAUGAGUGGCAAUGUGUAGCAAAGCGAUCCUAGCACUCCUGAUCUAUGGCAUAAUAAUGCACUGCAGCGUCUACUGCUCACCUGCGGCCGGACUUCAGUACCCGGCGCUCAGGCUGGGGGAUGAAGUCUACGACGAGGACGCAAACACCCUGCAGGACUUCGCCUAUGACCACGAGCCCCUCGGCAUAGCGAAUCCGUCCUCCAUGAUCGGCGAGAUGUACACCUUGUAUUACCCACCGGAAAAGAGGCACGCCGAUGGGAUCUUCAACAAAGCCUACAGGAAACUGCUGGGCCAGUUAUCCGCCAGGAAAUAUUUGCACUCCCUGAUGGCCAAGCGGGUCGGCGGUGCCAGCGGCGGCCUGGGGGACGAGUCGGAACCGCUGACCAAGCGGCACAUAGACGGGAUCUUCACGGACAGCUACAGCCGCUACCGGAAACAAAUGGCUGUCAAGAAAUACUUAGCAGCCGUCCUGGGGAAAAGGGUCAAAGACAUUAAUUUUCACCAUUUGCUACUGUACAUAGAGAAGGAUGCCGUGCUCCCAGGGGAUUAUGAGGAAAAUGAUUUGGGAGGAUUGGUGAAGCAGAUUCUUCCCCCGACCUUCCCGCCUCUCAUCCUCUCUUCGCACUUUUCCGAGCUCUGUUUAACCCACCUGAGUCACCUUUUUGGGUUGUGUUCUUUUGGGGGGGAAAAAAAAAAAAAAAAAGAUUGUGAACGCUCUCUCACUCCUUUGUUCUGUUUUAUGCAAGCUCUUAUUGUACGACUUUAGGAACCCCUGUUGUAGCUACCACUAAAGAAUUAUGCACUACUACGAAAGUUUUUGUUCCUUGUUUAUUGAGUUUGGAGGUAAAAUGUAUUUUUCUACAUUCUGGCUUAUUGCUUAGUAAAAUUUAUUUCAUAAAACAAACUUUUGUCAUAAAAGAAUGUGUAGUGUUCACCUGUGGUCCGGUUUCUAACGAGAUAAACCAUUUUCACCUCAUCUCUCUAUGUACGGACUCCUAUCUUACCUUCCGCCCGAGGGCUGGCCCCGUCCCUCCGCCCGGGCAGGUGGCGAAGGAGGACACGCAGGUACCUGCUUCCUUCCAGCUCACCACACAAACCUUACAGGAGUGUUUCCAAAGAAACAAACCGAGCCCCGCAUUCAAGACGUCGGAAAGCAACACCACCACCACCCCCCCCCCACCUUAAAAAAAAAAAAAAAAAAAAGUGGCAGGUAAAAACCUCCUUCCCGGGCCGGGAAUAGCCGCCGGGGAGGAGGAGCGGGAGGAGCGGGCAGAGCCCGGCGGAGCGGGCAGGCGCUGCCGGCUCUGCUCCGCUCCGCUCCGCCGGGCAGCCUGGGCUGCCCGCGCUGCCGGCACCACUCCGCCGGGCCGCCCGCGCCGCCGGCAGUGCCCGCCCGGGCUGCCGGGGCAGCUCGCGCUGCCUGCCCUGCCGCCGGCGCGGGCUGCGGGGGCGGAGGGACGCGGGGCGCAGUUUGCAGCUUUCGUGCCUUCUCUUCACCUUGUAAAUUGCCACGAGUUCACGGAUGGCUAUUUAGUGGCCCUACGAUGCUGCAACACAUCGGCUUGCGUUUUAGUCGUACUUCUGUUCUUUGGCAAUGGGCUGUGUUUGUGUCGGCUGUGGUAUAAUGACAUAGGGCUCUCUUGACGUUUUAUUUAUGACCUUAUCAGUUAGAGUUCAGUGGCUACUCGCAAGCAUUUUGAAGUUAUCACCUAGGUUAUUAUCCUCUGUAUGGUUUUUGGGUUUGUUUUUUGUCUUUUUUUUUUUUUUUUUUGAAACGCCAACAGCCUUACCAAAAUUUGAGCAGAUUUGAGAUACAGUCAUAGUAGGUAGAUGUUAGUCUUGGAGAACUUAUUUUGUGUGCAAAUGAAUAUAAAAAGAACUUAAAGUAUUAUUACACACAUGAUAUCUAUAACUAGGACUUUGAUAACUGUUAUCUAAAGUGUGUAAAGUUUGUAUUAAUAAAUUUUUGUAAACAAUGCAA
Molecule: messenger RNA, 2634 nt
Organism: Aquila chrysaetos chrysaetos
Lineage: Eukaryota; Metazoa; Chordata; Aves; Accipitriformes; Accipitridae
Gene: ADCYAP1
Product: adenylate cyclase activating polypeptide 1
Exons: 7
Coding region: 664-1419 (251 amino acids)
Biological process (GO): positive regulation of ERK1 and ERK2 cascade; positive regulation of protein kinase activity; neuropeptide signaling pathway
Cellular component (GO): perikaryon; neuron projection; extracellular region
Molecular function (GO): neuropeptide hormone activity; pituitary adenylate cyclase activating polypeptide activity; peptide hormone receptor binding
Source: RefSeq, a predicted model, not a curated record